Messenger RNA from Hordeum vulgare subsp. vulgare (domesticated barley), 2242 nucleotides. RefSeq names its product protein LAZ1-like. The transcript is spliced from 9 exons. Gene Ontology annotation, biological process: transport. The record is from RefSeq and is a predicted model, not a curated record. NCBI's taxonomy places the organism in Eukaryota, Viridiplantae, Streptophyta, Magnoliopsida, Poales, Poaceae. Gene Ontology annotation, molecular function: transporter activity. The coding region runs from base 389 to 1810 and encodes 473 amino acids.
CUUGAAGAAGACGCCGGGCCACAGGACAGGGGGAACAGACCGCCGGCGCCGUCACGACUCGCGACUCCCCCCGCCACCUCUUCCGCCGCGGGAAACCACGCGGAGAGCGUCCCCCGCCCGCCGCGACACCCAAAUCGCCUCGAUCCGCUGCACGAUUGAUCCACCCUGCCGCCGCCGGGGUGCUUCGCUAGAUAAAGUGAGGAUUCUGGGAAUUUGAUCUAAUUCGUACUACUGGAAUUUGAUUUGCCACUCCGGUAUUGUAGACAUUCGCCAUUGCAACGUGUGCCUUGUGCAUCUGGAGCUGCACACUGAUGCUGGGAAGGUGAUGUUGAUUGAUCUUGAGCGCUUGUGAUAGUGCACAGGUUUCGAACAAUUGUUCUGUUCCACCAUGAGGGUCAAGCUUGAGCUCCUUAUGCCCUUGAUGGCGCAGUACAAAACACCCGCAUGGGCCACAUUGAUCGCUGGGUUCUUUGUGCUGCUUGCCCUUUCCCUCUCCAUGUACCUGAUAUUUGAGCAUCUAUCGGCAUACAACAACCCAGAGGAACAGAAAUUUGUUCUGGGUGUUAUUUUGAUGGUCCCUUGCUAUGCAAUUGAGUCGUAUGUUUCUUUGAUAAAUCCAAAUAUCAAUGUUUACUGUGGCAUCUUGCGCGAGGGUUACGAAGCAUUAGCUAUGUACUGCUUUGGAAGAUAUAUCACUGCAUGUUUAGGUGGGGAAGAAAAAACGAUAGCCUUUUUGAAGAGGGAAGGCGGCUCAGAUUCUGGGCAACCCCUUUUGCAUCAUGCCUCCGAUAAAGGAAUCAUACACCAUCAUUUUCCUGUGAAUUUUAUACUGAAACCCUGGCGAAUGGGGACGCAAUUUUACCAGAUUAUCAAAUUUGGAAUCUUCCAAUAUGUGAUUAUAAAGACACUCACAGCUAGCUUAUCUCUUUUUCUAGAAGCUUUUGGUGUAUAUUGUGAAGGUGAAUUCAAUUUACGAUGUGGAUACCCUUAUUUUGCUGCAAUCCUGAAUUUCAGUCAAUUUUGGGCCCUGUACUGUUUAGUAGAAUGGUACACAGCUACCAAGGACGAAUUGGCACAUAUAAAACCUCUGGCUAAGUUUCUUUCGUUCAAGUCAAUAGUAUUCUUGACUUGGUGGCAAGGGGUGGUGAUUGCAAUAAUGUAUUCUUUGGGCCUGCUUAGAAGUCCUUUAGCCCAGAGCUUGGAGUUAAAAUCAAGUAUUCAAGAUUUCAUUAUUUGCAUAGAGAUGGGCAUUGCGUCAGCUGUUCACCUCUAUGUGUUCCCUGCUAAACCCUAUGAGCACUUCGUUAACCAGUCACCUGGAAACAUUUCAGUCCUUGGAGAUUAUGCAUCCUCUGACCCUAUAGAUCCUGAAGAAGUCAAGGAGAGUAACCGGCCGAGCAAAAUGAAGCUUCCACAGUUUGAACCGGAUGAGAGAAGUGCAACAAACAUAAAGGAGAGUGUUCGUGACUUUGUGGUUGGCAGUGGGGAAUAUGUGAUCAAGGACUUUAAUUUCACUGUUAACCAAGCACUGCGACCUGUGGAGAAGCGGUUUGAUAAGCUGAUGAAAAAGAAAGACAAGUAUAAGAACACCCAGGAUGACAACUGGGUGAGUGCAGCAUCACCAGAGAGGCCGGUUCGUGGCAUUGAUGAUCCGCUAUUAAGCGGGAGCGCAAGUGACAGCGGGGUCUUGAAGGGCAAAAAACACCGUAGAGUUGUCAACACAGUUGCUGCUGCGGAUAGUUGGGGAGGUGGUGAUAAGACACCUGAUGGCUACGAGAUAAGGGGUCGCCGCUGGGCAGUCAAGAAUUGACGAUUUAACCAUGUGCAGGAUUGAUAUAUUUCAAACCAUAACACGUGAAACAAGGAAGCGGCCUUCUGUUGCAGAAAUUACUGGUAACCUUAUGCAACGCUGGCCAAUUUUGUUGCCUUAUGCAAGUUCACGGUGUGCUGUGUUGUAGGUAGCUGCAACUCCUGAAUCCUCUUGAUACGGUAGUCUCUGUGCAUAGCCUAUUAUUUCUUGUUUUUAAAAAGGACUGGUACAGGGCAUUGAUCAUUACAAGUUCAAUCGGUGUUACUCAGAAAUCAGAAUUGAGAAGAAUCAUCUUGUUGCGUACAAACGGGAGCCCCUCUACAACUGCCCCUUGUUUACCGAUGUACCUAAUCUUGUGAUAUUAUUGUUUGGACAUCAUACUUCAUUACUGUAAAGAGCUGGUGGAAAUAACAAUAAAGUAAAUGUUGGUAA